GCGGCUGGUGGGCGCGCCCGCUACGACGUUGCGGAGGCUUCAAGAUGGCGGAAGCCCUGACAACUCAGGAGCAGCUGGCUGUGGAGGAGUUCCUGAGUGAAGUGCGUAGCAGGGAGCAGCCUCACAGUGCCGGGCUUGUCUCCCAACCCACAGCUGUGAAGUUUCUUAUGGCCCGCAAAUUUGACGUCUCAAGAGCUAUCGACCUAUUCCAAGCAUAUAAGAACACAAGAAUCAAAGAGGGCAUCAUCAAUAUCAAUCCCGACGAGGAGCCUCUACGCUCUGAGCUUCUGAGUGGCAAAUUUACAGUCCUGCCUGGCCGUGAUGCUAAGGGUGCUGCUCUAGCGCUCUUCACAGCUCGUCUCCAUCGGUCUGAUGUCACCACCCACAAAGCUGUGCUUCAGGCCAUCAUCUAUCAGUUGGAUAAAGCCAUAGAGAGUUUACAAACUCAAAGAGAUGGACUCAUAUUUAUCUACGACAUGACCAACUCCAGCUAUGGCAAUUUUGACUAUGAGCUCUGUGUCAAGAUCCUCAAUUUGCUUAAGGGUGCAUUUCCAGCUCGUCUAAAAUGUGUCUUCAUUGUUUCAUCGCCUCUUUGGUUUCGAGCACCUUUUGCAGUCCUACGUCUGUUUGUCCGAGAGAAAUUGAGAGAAAGGGUGUGCACGGUGAAAGCUCAUGAGUUGGCCAAUCACAUCCCAGUCUCCUCCCUUCCUGAACACCUGGGGGGGACAUCCCAGUACAGUCACGUGGCUUGGAUCCAGUCCUGUGUUAAUGUUCAAACAAACACUGUUCAGGGUGACACACAAGAACACGACACACAUGAUUGUGUGGGAAGCCUGCUGCGCUCUUACAGUUUGGAGUGCAGCAACACAAGCGCAGGUGCUACACUGUCCCACGCCCAUAUAAAUACACAGUUAGGUUCUGAGUUAGCUGUGGCUAACUCUAACUGCUAUGAUGAUAAUAAUGCUAACCCACGCAACCACUGCACAGUGGUGGAUGGCAGGACUCGAGGCCUAGGCCAGUACCAGCAGAGCCCACAUUCUGCUGCCAACAGACAGGGGAACCACCAACACUGGAACGGCGCAGCUGUGAGCGAAGCCAACAUGGCUGUUAGUGGCUCCAGUGUCAAUGCUAAUAUGAAUGGUCGUGGCCGACAAGCUCCUCCCCAGUCAGACACACCACCUGACACACCGCUUUCCCAGAAAGGUGAUGGUGAUGUGGCAGACUGCAAAGCAACAGACUCUGCCUGGAGAUCUCAGAGUGAGAGUGUCAAGGAGGAAGAUGAAGAGGAGGUUGAGGAUGAGGAAGAGGAAGGGGUGCCUCCAUUGCCCCAGAAAUCUCUGCCUCGUCCACCCCACCAACCGUCCUCUCAAUCCCCGCCCCUGUCAUCAUCAUGUGGUCAUGAUGAUGAAGACCGUUACAUGGAGGUGUCUGUUCACAUGCCGGAGCAGGGAGGAAUGACGGUGCAUGACCUGGUGGAAUAUGUGAAGAGGAAGAAGAAAAAAGGGAUUUAUCAGGAGUACGAGGAGAUCCGCAAGGAACCACCAACAGGCACCUUUGAUUACUCCAAGAAGUUAUCCAAUCAGAUAAAGAACAGGUACAGUGAUGUUCUCUGCCUGGACCAGUCACGGGUGCGACUGUGCCAGCUCUCUGAUGACGAGGACGAGACAUCAGAUUACAUUAAUGCCAGUUUCAUGGAUGGGUACAAGAGAGGCAACGCCUACAUUGCAACUCAGGGUCCUUUACCAAAAACCUUUGGUGAUUUCUGGCGCAUGGUUUGGGAACAGAUGGUACUUAUCAUUGUCAUGACCACCAGGGUGGUGGAGCGUGGACGUGUCAAGUGUGGUCAGUACUGGCCUCUUGAGGAGGGCAGGACCGAGCAAUAUGGAUAUUUCUUGGUUAGGAACACUAACAUCCAGGUGUUCCAGGACUUUAAACUCUCCCUUCUUGAACUUUACAACACCCAGUCUGGAGAGAGACGGGAGGUGUGCCACUACCUCUAUGUCAGCUGGCCCGACUUUGGGGUGCCUAAGAGCGCUUCUGCUAUGCUUGACUUCCGUGAGCACGUACUUAAACGGAGGGAUGCUGCAGUCCAAAGCCUGGGAUCCAGUUGGAUUGGACCUCUUGGAGGCCCUCCUGUGGUUGUGCACUGCAGUGCAGGCAUUGGUCGCACAGGUACAUUCUGUACCCUGGACAUCUGCCUGUCCCGGCUGGAGGACAUUGGCACAGUAGAUGUCCAUCAGACAGUGCGACGAAUGCGUACACAGAGGGCUUUCAGCAUCCAGACCUGGGACCAGUACUAUUUCUGCUACACGGCAGUCAUUGAGUACGCCCAGCGCCAUGGAAAACUGAGCCCAGUGCAGUGGUCUGACUCUGACUUAGAGACUGACAGUGAAUGAGGGACAUGGGAUAAACAGCCUAAACUGAAAUCAUAGGAAUGGAAGAAGAGGAGUGACAUUUCAGAGUAGAUGAGGAAGAUGACUCCUCUGCCAUAAGAGAGAAGAGACAACGGAUGGAAAUCUUGUUUUGGCUCUUGAUGCAGACUCCCACAGUUGCGCUUCCUUUUCACAAGUGGAUAGAUGGAGGAGGUUAAGGGCUGUGGAAAAAAAAAAUACAGGGAGUGUUCAUUGCAUCGCUGAUUGAGCAAGCUGUCCUGCCAAUUUCCAAGCCCCUUUUUAUUUAGCAAACUUCAGGGGGACUUGGCCUGCCCUGAACCUUGUUGACAAGAGUGUUGUAUGAGUUGUAGCAUUUUUAUAUUGACUUGCACAUGAGGAAUGACAAACUUGAACCUUACCCCUUGAAGCCCUCCAAACCUCCACUCACUUUUCCGUUUUGUAUUUCAUGUUCCUUUUCAGCCCUGAAAGAGCCUGUGAUCACAGUUUAAAUGUGAGGGGUAUGAAAAGGUGAAACUUGAAAACCUUUAUUUUUCUUUAUGUUCUCAUUUUUUUUUUAAAGAAGAAGAAAUGGUUCUGAGUGAGCAAAUGGCCAUAAGUGUUAGUUGAUUAGUGUGUGAGCCAUUUUGUCCAUUUCAGUUUUUCUUUUAUUUUUGAUGACCUUUUUAUAUGGUGCAUUUUCUACAUAUGUUUCAUGUUUGUGCAUAUGUAGACUAACUUUUCAAAGCCAAAGUCCUCACCCUGAAUGCUUGGAUGUACUCCUUGGUGAAAUAUAAUAGACUGAAGCCCGUGUAUAUUCUUGUAACAUACAUUUAUGUUAGUGUGCAUCAUAACAACCUCUGAAAGAAGAGCAAAAAAGGCGAGCCAGGCUUUGACAAAAUACUGAAAAAGAUAUUGUAAUGCAAAUUUGCGAUUUGUCAGGUCUAACAUCAUUUUUACUGUCAGAGCGUUCUGGAUUGGACGAUCCUAAAUAAUUUGGCCUUAACGUGAUUCACUGCCUUGUCAUUCUCAGACCUAAACCAUACCUGGAGCUCUAAGCUGUUUCAUUUCCCCUUGUGUUCUUUUCCUGUUUGAAUCUUGUUCUCUGGAUACCACAACUGUUGUUUGAUUCUUGAGGCAUAUUCUGCCCAAGAUACUUGUGCCUUCAACUUUUCCUUAGCUUAAUGUCUCGCUAGUGUAGUAAUAACACCCAAACUAGUGCACUUGCAUAGUAUAUGUUGACUAUGUGCCACACAGGACACCCACAUUUUGCCUAUAGUCCUGUACAUAGUACACUACUAAUUAAUAACAUAAAAGUAGUGAGUUUUCUGGGACUAAGCUCUGGUUUGAGACAUGGCUAUUCUUUUAUCAUUUGACCUCAGGGGGUAAUUCUAGUGUUUUUUUGCCUAGUUUCACAGAUCCAUUUCUGGGUUUGCCUCUGGUAAUUUAUCAUUUAAGAAAAAAAACUAUAUCAACUUUAUUUGUAUUUUUUACUGUAUUGUAUCCUGCAAUAUUUAUGUCUUUGUAAAACUUAUACAAUAUUGAAAUCAGUGAAUGUUGGUACGAUGUUACAAAGAAAACAAACCAGUUAUUUGCAUUUGAUAAGCUGAACAAAUCAGAUGGGGAGUGAAAUAUAUUUUUUGUUGUUCACAAAGAAACUAUUGUGAAAAUGUCACUUGCCAUUGUAUUUUCAGAACUGACUUGUAUAAAUGGUGAUUGUUCAAUUCUAGGACAACAGGGGGUUGAGGUUGCUUUGAGAGCUAAUUGUUUGACUCUUCAUUAACAAUGACAUUAAUGUCUUACUGUCUGAUACUCGAUGCCAAGGACAAAGCAAAAAAAAAAUCAAUCAAGUUGAAAAAAAAAACUUAAAACUAAAUGGCUGAUAUUUUUGUUCCCAAAACACCGAGUUUGGUGUCAAUUAUUAAAAGAAAUCGAUAUUUUGAGUGGGUUAAAGUUUAUCAGCUUGGUCGGAGAGCCUUGAAUGUGUUUGGGGUAAUGGUGUCCGAGCCAUUUUGUCAAGACAGACAUGGAUAGUAUUGGUGAAUGUGGACCCUGCAUCCCUCAAUGCCAAAGGCCCAGGCUCACCCUUAAGAUGUUUACCUGUCACAUUAUCAUCAGCCUCCUAGCAGGACCUAUCAGUGUAGCCUUGCAUCGACAGGCGGACUCUGGAGCAUUAUGGGAACACUUACCGAAGGAUAUGUAUAGCUAUGAGAUAAGAGUGUGUAUGUAAACGAGUCUUGGUCCCCAUGCUGUUUUUGAUUUGUUUUAUGAGAAACAAAGAAUGCUAUGUGCAUUCGUCAUUGGUGUUGAUUCAAUGUUUCCUUUUGUGAUCUAAGUUCUUGUGGUUGAUUUAUUGCCUUUUACAUGCUGUCAGCCCGGUUGUCCCAUUAAAAGCAAUGGUAUUACUAUC
This is a messenger RNA of Solea senegalensis (Senegalese sole), 4779 nucleotides long. It is a transcript of the gene ptpn9b, whose product is annotated as protein tyrosine phosphatase non-receptor type 9b. The coding region runs from base 45 to 2396 and encodes 783 amino acids. The transcript is spliced from 13 exons. The record is from RefSeq and is a predicted model, not a curated record. Gene Ontology annotation, biological process: protein dephosphorylation. Lineage: Eukaryota; Metazoa; Chordata; Actinopteri; Pleuronectiformes; Soleidae. Gene Ontology annotation, molecular function: protein tyrosine phosphatase activity.